Molecule: messenger RNA, 336 nt
Organism: Porites evermanni
Lineage: Eukaryota; Metazoa; Cnidaria; Anthozoa; Scleractinia; Poritidae
Source: the annotation of a GenBank genome assembly
CACCACUGUAAUUUCAUUUUGUCUUGUAGAUCUCGCUCAGUAAGGGCGGACCCCGUAAUGCAAGGGGAAAACGAUUUUCCUUUCUUACCGUCUUACGAUAUGGCGAUGAGCAGCCCACCAGUCAGCCAACAGUCUGUACAAUCAGUCGCAGGAAAUGCAAGUAUAGAUAACGGAGUCGUUGUGGACAUGACAAGACUCAGUUUUGAUCAAGUAACCCACAACCGUCACGAUUCCAUAGAGUCAAUAGGUUCUAAUGUGCAUACAUUGACAAGGAAUGACAGCAUCGACAACGGCGUGGUGAUGGAGAUAAGGACACUUAGUGUGAACACGAGCUAA